Rubroshorea leprosula is the source of this 2352-nucleotide messenger RNA. The record is from the annotation of a GenBank genome assembly. Lineage: Eukaryota; Viridiplantae; Streptophyta; Magnoliopsida; Malvales; Dipterocarpaceae.
ACCAGAAACAAAAUCCACCUGCCUUUGGCGCCAAAGUCAUUCAUCUCUUUCUUUCUCUUUCUUUCUCUCAUAUCGCUUCCUUGUUUUUGGCUUGAUUGACGGAAAUGGAUUCCGAUCAGGAGGCUUCAUCGGCAGUCGAUUUCGAAGAUAAAGAACACUAUAUUACCAGUUUUUAUGAUAGGAUUCGUGAUAUCAAAAUAAGCCAGGAAACCGCGAUCGAAGGGUUCCGGAUAUUGGAGGGCCAUUUGCGGCAGGAGGAAACGGCGGAAAUGGCAGAUCUGAACAAUGAAGCUGAAUAUCUGGUGAUUGCAAUCGAGCACAUGAACAAAAAGUUUCAAAGCUUCUCGACUCAGAUCUCUCCCGCUGGUAUUCAGAAUCUUGAUCUUACAGAGGUUCGACGUGUGAUAUUCAACCAAGCGGAUAAUCAAUUGGAACCCUUAAUGCAACAGACUUUAUGGUUCUGGAGAACAUUUGAAGAGAUCGAGAAAAGGGUAGAAGCCUGUCUUCUCAAUUUUCAACUUCGUAAAACACCGUCCGGUUCUGCGGGCAGCGGUAGUGAAACAAAUACGCGACCUCCGCCUACGGCUAGCCAUGUUGCGGUCCUUCUAGACAGAAUUGAUGCUACGAAAUGCAAUCCUGAAGAUAUCGAAGAAAUCAGUAGUAAGUUCCGCUCUUUUCUUCAGAAAUUCAAAGGACUUCAACGCAUUCAAAGCAAUCUACCGCCUGCCAAGUCCAAGAUCGAGGCAACGGAGAACAAGUCAGAGGAACAGGAGAUAGAAACGGAAGCUGCCACGACAUCGAAGCACAAAACGGAGCAAGGUACGGAAGGGAUUGGUUCAUCAGAAGGAUCAUUGGCUGCCUCUGGUGAUGACAACGGCGAGGGCGUUGUUUCCAAACCCUAUGCCAAGGUUCUUGAUCUUCAAGAACAGAUAACAGCCACUGAACAAAAUGUCAAGAAAUUGAUGGAAGAGUUGAAGAAAAUGGAAGAUCUGCACAAGGAAGCUAAAGAUGCAUCGAUGGAAUUUGAAGAGUUGAAGAAGAGGAUUCAAGAAUCCACGCCUGCGUUCUUUCCAUCUGGUGAUCAGAGUCUUGAUCCUUCACUGUUGGAAACGUUUCAGCAAUGGAAUCUCGGCUUCGCUCUAGAACUCAAAGCAAUCGAUCAGAGAGUCAAAACUGUUCAGGAGUCGAUAGCACCGAGUAGGCAAGGGACACCUCCACCACCUCCGGAAAAAGAAGAGCUGACACUGAGUCCUGCCACCGCAUCGAAAAUCGCGGCUAUGGAGUUAACCGAAGCGAUCAAUCAGCAAGUAUCAGGUACCAACCGGAGUUUGAGUGAUAUCGUGAUUGGUGUGUAUGGAUUUCAAUCGAGCCAGGCAAAUGAGAUAGAGAUGGAAGUUGCUAGGAUAGCCCUGAAUUGGAAAGGUCAAGCUGCUAGAACUUCAUCAGGGACUGGUUCAGAUUCAACAAUAGAACAAAUGAAAUUGAAUUGGAAAGGUGUGGGGGAAGCAAAGAAAGUGCUGCAAUGCUUGAAGUCUGAGAAUAAGGAAAUUCACCAUGAGAUUCCGGCUGCAUUAAGGCUCUGGAUUUACUGUGUGGAGGCUCAAAUUUAUAACCUUGUUCGUUAUCUCCGAUCCAUGAUGUCAAGCAAUGAAGAAGCAUGGGAGAGGCUGCAGCACUUGAGAAGUGCACUUGGAGAAUUGAGACUGAGCAAUGAUGGGAUGGUACCAAUUAUGGUACACAAGAUCUUUGCAUUGCUGGAAACGCAGGCACCAGAGGAGGAAUCAGGAUAUAACAGAGAACAGCAGGCAACAUUGUACAGAGACAUGAGUUUUGAUAAGAUGAUUGAUUCAGUUCAUGGGAUGAUUUUUCAUAUCAGACUUACGCUGAUGGGUUCGGGCAUUUCGAAUGCAAAGGAAGUAAGUCCAUCUACGCUGGAGAUAUGUGAGCAGGCGUUAAUAAAAGCUGAGGAGGAAUUGAAGAGAAUUGAGGAGAGGAUUACGGAAGGCAGGACAUAUGUUCCACAAAAGAGGAAGAGAGAGGAUGAAGAAGGCCCAAGCGGAGGUGGAAACGGCAGUGGGAACUUGGAAAUGUCAGAGGAUGCCAAGGGAAAAAGGGUGCGGAGGGAAGAGUAAUUUGCAUGGUAUUGUGAUAAGAGUGUAUAAAUGUGGAAACCUUGAUGAUUUGUUUUCUUCUCCAAUUAAGCAAUACAAUAGGCAUGGUGAUGUUGUAGAUUUUUGAAUUUGGAGGGUAAGAGUCCAAGUUUGGUCAAUUUUGGGAUUUGGACUUAGUGUCUGAAGAAAGGAAGACCAAGUUCGUGUGUUACCAGUUUACCAAUACAUUUUUCAAUGAUUA